Effrenium voratum is the source of this 933-nucleotide messenger RNA. The record is from the annotation of a GenBank genome assembly. NCBI's taxonomy places the organism in Eukaryota, Dinophyceae, Suessiales, Symbiodiniaceae.
AUGUUGGUUGCUUGGGACUCAACCACCAGCCACAACCUUUGGUGCUUGUUUGAGAUUGUUUCCUUCUUGAAGACCAGAAAUGAAGAAAGUCGCCCCCUGGUCAUCAAGCCCACCUUCAUGGGACCUUUCUCGAUCGCGGUGUUUCUGGGCGCUUUCUUCGUCAUGGUCCCUUACUGCUUCUUUCCAGUGUCCGACUUCGUGGUGAUUGAGAUCAUCAGCUUCGUCUUGGCAGGUCUCGGUGUAAUCUGUGCGUCUUGUGCCAUGCACUUUUUGUUUCAGUCCGCCGACGAGACGCUGGCGCAGCUGAAAAACAGCGAGAAGGUGAGCCUGCAGACUUGCAUUUGCUCCUGCUGCAAGGAGGGGCAAGAAAAGAAGCACCUUUGUGACAAAGAGGUGAUCACCGAGUGCAUCCGCGACAGCUACAGCAUAGAGAGCUUUGAAGAGGUGGUCCGCUUUGCACUGCAUGAUGCCGUCAAAAACCAGUGUCGGGGUACUUGCAGGCACCCGGCAUGGAUUCUUGCCGUGGGAUCUCCAUUGCUUUGGGCCAACCUGGACAUGGUUGCCACCUUUGCCGAGCAGCAGGAUCCAGAGUCAGCAGUUGCCUUCCUCAUCUACGGCUUGGUUUCCUGGCUAGUUUUGGUUCCUGCGGUGAUCUUCCCCUUCGUCUUCAUUUGCGACGCACUUGCCGAUGAGGGCAGUUCAACAUUUCGAGAGCUCUUGAGGACUUUUGGUCCCGCCUGUGUGCCGAUGUCCCUCGUUUUCUCUGCGGCCCUGACUCUUAAGUUGAGCUGGGGCUUGGCGGCAUCCCCACUUGGGAGCGCCGGCGCAGGCAUUGGCAUAUGUGUUGGCGUUUGGGCCGGCAUGCUGCUCUGCGGCGGAUGUUGCUUUUCCUGCGUGGGAUUGUUAAGUGCCAUGACGAUUACAUGUCAAUAG